UGGAUUGCCGUUCUAGGCUCUUUCCUCAUCCAUAUGUUCGUGUUUGCACCCACAGAGUUUGCAUUCGGUGUGUUUGUACUUCACUACCAAGACGUAUUCCCGAGAGCUGCAGCAUCUGAGAUUGCGUUUGUAGGGACGACAGGCUCAGCCAUCACAUAUAUUGCAGGGUUUUUGGCUGGGAUUGUAGCAGACCGCUUUGGCUUCAGACCUACGGCCUUUGCUGGGACAGUACUCAUGGCCAUGUCCCUCAUUGCGGCAUCAUUUUCAUCGCAGCUUUGGCACUUGUAUGUGACCCAAGGUCUAUUUUUUGGCGUUGGGGCUUCUUUAACCUACUAUCCUGCUAUUGCAGCUCCUUCGCAAUACUUUGUCAAGAACCGUGGACUAGCCAUCGGGAUUGCAGUCUCAGGCACAGGGUUGGGUGGCUUUGCUCUUGCCCCCCUUACAAAUGCACUUAUCAGUAAGGUUGAUGUAUUUUGGACACUACGGAUCCUCGCAAUCAUGAUUUUUAUUAUGGCCAAAAAUGACAGGGUCAAGGUUGAGAUAGAGGAGAAGCCGUCAUUCUGGCAGGCUCUCCAUAUGUUCAAAGACGUUCGGUUCUUGACGUUGACCAUGGCAGAAGUGGCAGCCUCGCUCGGUUACCUCAUCCCAUUGUAUUACAUGCAGACGUACGCUGUAUACAUUGGCUUAUCAGCAGACGAAGGUGCUUUGAUCCUGGGCCUAUCGAAUGGGUCGUCCUUUGUAGGGCGUAUUCUGCUGGGGAUCAUUGCUGACAAAGUCUCUAACACAAAGACCUUGUUGUUCUGCUGUUGGGCCACUGCGUUCUCUGUCGUCGUUUUCUGGCUUAAUGCAAAGUCCUUUGGCAUGCUUUUACUAAUGGGCGUGACCUUUUGCAUGUUUGUUGGCGCCUAUAUAUCUCUGGUGCCUGUUGCAGUUGCCGAGUCAUUCGGU
This is a messenger RNA of Lobosporangium transversale, 948 nucleotides long. RefSeq names its product major facilitator superfamily domain-containing protein. The transcript has 5 exons. The record is from RefSeq and is a predicted model, not a curated record. Gene Ontology annotation, cellular component: fungal-type vacuole membrane. The annotation marks the transcript as partial. NCBI's taxonomy places the organism in Eukaryota, Fungi, Mortierellomycota, Mortierellomycetes, Mortierellales, Mortierellaceae. Gene Ontology annotation, biological process: transmembrane transport. Gene Ontology annotation, molecular function: transmembrane transporter activity.